AUGCUCUUCGAUGCAGACCUCUACCAUAGGGAGAACUGGGAUCCUGAUUACCCGAGCGACACGAACUUGGCGAAGAUACCGCAGAAUAUGUCAGUAGCCACGAACUCUGCCGAUGCGGCGACAGUCUCUGAGUCGGAUUUGGAGUCUGCCUUAGAUUGGGGUAGUCAAGGCAUGCUGGACUGGGGCGUCAUGAGCUUUCACGGGUACAUGAUCGGCGAGGAGUCCGACAAUGAGUGGCCGCCUGCUGGUUACACGAUGAACGGUACUUUCGACGAGACAAGCGGCGACGAGAGCAGUGGCGACGAGACCAGCAUCAGUGGCGACACCACCAAUGGCAGCCAAAUGAGCAGCGACAGCAUGUCCACGGCCGACAGCGACGACAUGAACCUUUGUGAGGACACCAUCGUCCCCAUAACCGAGAGCGACCUCAUCCCUGACGGUCUUGACAACAGCUUCGAUGAAAUGGCCGACGACAGCGUCUUUGUCAUGGUGGAAGACAAUGAAGAUGCCCCCUCAGCUGAUAACGGCAGUAUCUUGCACGGGAUUCAAAUGGGUUCCCAGUGA
Messenger RNA from Colletotrichum aenigma, 564 nucleotides. RefSeq lists its product as uncharacterized. The transcript is spliced from 2 exons. Lineage: Eukaryota; Fungi; Ascomycota; Sordariomycetes; Glomerellales; Glomerellaceae. The coding region runs from base 1 to 564 and encodes 187 amino acids. The record is from RefSeq and is a predicted model, not a curated record.